Molecule: messenger RNA, 1217 nt
Organism: Epinephelus moara (kelp grouper)
Lineage: Eukaryota; Metazoa; Chordata; Actinopteri; Perciformes; Serranidae
Product: zona pellucida sperm-binding protein 3-like
Exons: 8
Coding region: 1-1167 (388 amino acids)
Biological process (GO): egg coat formation; positive regulation of acrosome reaction; binding of sperm to zona pellucida
Cellular component (GO): extracellular matrix
Molecular function (GO): acrosin binding
Source: RefSeq, a predicted model, not a curated record
AUGCCAGCUACGUCUUUGUACUUUACACUUUCUCUCUACUUCCUGUCUAAAUUAGUGUCAGUUUUCCCCUACUCUUACCAGACCAAACCUCUCUUUCUGUCCUUCUCUGACUUGGCCGCCCUCGAAGCAAACUCCCUGCAUCAGCCCAACAAACCUCACUUUGUCGCAGAUCACAGGCUCAAGACCUUUGCGGUGAAAUGUCACGAGGACAGCAUGGAGGUUGUGAUGAAAGCUUAUCUGUUUGACCCCGGCUGGCCUGUGGAGCCCACGCACUUGAGGCUUGGACCCGUCAGAGCUGCGGGAGAUCACUGCAUGGCCAAAGAGUCUGGAAACGGGGAGUUCAUCAUCAGAGCAGCUCUGACCGAGUGUGGGAGCAGAGUGAUGUUCACCAGGAGCGCUGUGCUGUACGACAACUUCCUGCUGUACUCUCCUCCUCCUCCAUCACCUGGAGACGUGAUGCAAGCAGUGGCAGCCGCUGUUCCAGUCCAGUGUGAAUAUGACAGGAGGUACACAGUGAGCAGCAAGGCCCUGAAACCAACCUGGAGUCCCCCGAUCUCCGUCCAGUCAGCACAUCUGGACCUGGACUUCCACCUCAGACUCAUGACAAAUGACUGGAGCAGCAAGAGAAGGUCAUCUGUUUACUUCCUGGGUGACGUGAUGAACAUCGAGGCCUCUUUAGAUCAUCCUCACCGUCCUCUUCGUCUGUAUGCAGACAGCUGUGUGGCCACUCUGACUUCUGAUGUGACUUCUUACCCCAGAUACGCCUUCAUAGACCACCAGGGAUGUUUCACAGACUCACAGCUGGACGGCUCCAGCUCCCGUUUCCUGCCCAGAGUCCACGACCAACUCCUCCACAUUCAGCUCCAACCUUUCCUCUUCCACCAGGACCACAGACACACCAUGUAUAUAACAUGUUACCUGGAAGCAGAGCCUGUCUCAAACAAGGAGCCUGUGAGAAGGGCCUGUUCUUUCAUUGGUGGGAGGUGGAGGUCAGUGGAUGGUGAUGACCGUGUCUGUGAGAGCUGCAGCAGUGGCGCCAAAUCCAACCACAGGAGGGCGAUACGGAGCAAAACAAAGCCCAGACACACUGAGCUGCAUGGAGAAACCACCGUGGGUCCAGUGAUAUUUCUCCCUUUACAACACACAUAUCUGUAUGAAAGUGACUGACUUUAAUAAAGGUGUUUAAGCACUGUGACAUUGUCUUUAUGUGCAGACUA